AUGGACAAGUUCAAAUUGCCCUCAUUUACUAAACCCACUCAUAACAUCGCUCCUCCGGAUAUGAGCAAUGUGGACCAACGACCACGUCAUUUACAUGUCACAAAUUGUCCAAACAAUACAUAUGCCCUCGCCAAUGUUGCAGCAGUAUCCCCAAAAGAUUUUCCAAAUAACAUUUAUGUUAUAGUAGACAACUUAUUUGUAUUUACUACAAAACAUUCUAAUGAUAUUCCUCCCGGAUCUGUUGGGUUCAAUGGAAAUCAACGCACAUGGGGUGGUUGGUCUUUAAAUCAAGAAGUUCAAUGUAGGGCUUUUGAUAUGCUAAAGUAUUCCGGAAAGCAAUCUUAUUUGGGCUCAGUAGAUAUUGAGAUUUCUUUUAGAUCAAGAGGAAAAGCUGUAACUACACCUUUUGAUCAAGAUCAAUUGGCAACCCACUUCAUCAAAAAUUAUGAGUCGCAAAUAUUCUCACCAACCCAGUAUCUUAUCAUGGAAUUCAAAGGACAUUUUUUUGAUUUGAAGGUGAGAAACUUACAAGCAAUUGACUUAGCUGAUAUUGAACCUACUAAUAAAGUAGCCACAGGCAUUGAAGCAAAAGGUAUUUUAACCAAGCAAACGCAGCUCAACUUUUUCAAAGGAAGAGAUGGUCUAGUUAACCUAACUUCUAGUAACUCUUUAAGACCAAGGUCAGAUGCUGUUAUUAGAGCGGACUUUAAGUUUGAAGAUUUAGGUGUCGGUGGUUUAGAUAAAGAGUUUACGAAGAUUUUUAGGAGAGCUUUUGCAAGUAGAAUUUUUCCACCAUCAGUGAUCGAAAAGCUAGGUAUAUCUCAUGUCAAAGGUCUAUUAUUGUUUGGACCACCAGGUACUGGUAAAACUUUAAUUGCCAGGAAAAUUGGUAACAUGCUGAAUGCAAAGGAACCAAAAAUCGUAAACGGUCCUGAAAUAUUAAGUAAAUAUGUCGGGUCAUCUGAAGAAAAUAUUCGUAACCUGUUCAAGGAUGCUGAAGCUGAAUAUAGAGCAAAAGGAGAAGACUCUUCCUUACACAUCAUCAUCUUCGAUGAAUUGGAUUCUGUUUUCAAACAAAGAGGGUCCAGAGGUGAUGGAACUGGUGUAGGAGACAAUGUUGUCAACCAAUUAUUAGCUAAGAUGGACGGUGUUGACCAACUAAAUAAUAUUCUGGUUAUUGGUAUGACUAAUCGUAAGGAUUUGAUCGAUAAUGCCUUAUUACGUCCUGGUAGAUUUGAAGUCCAAGUUGAAAUACACUUGCCAGAUGAAGCUGGUAGAUUACAAAUUUUUGAAAUUCAGACUAGAAAAAUGAGAGAAAAUGACAUGAUGGAUGCUGAUGUUGAUCUAGCCGAGUUAGCUGCACUAUCCAAAAACUUUUCAGGUGCUGAAAUCGAAGGUUUAGUUAAAAGUGCAAGUUCAUUCGCUAUAAAUAAAACGGUCAAUAUUGGUAAGGGUCAAACAAAACUAAAUCAAAAAGAUAUUGCGAAGUUGAAAGUUACUAGAAAUGAUUUUUUGAAUGCUUUAACAGAAGUAACACCUGCCUUUGGUAUAAAUGAGGAGGAUCUGAAAACGUGUGUCGAGGGUGGUAUGAUUUUAUAUUCUGAUAGAAUCAAUGCUAUCUUGAAAAACGGUGAAAGGUACGUUCGCCAAGUUCGUCAAAGUGAAAAAUCAAGGUUGGUUUCGUUGUUAUUCCAUGGCCCUCCCGGUUCGGGUAAAACUGCACUUGCAGCUGCUAUUGCUCUAAAGUCUGAAUUCCCAUUUAUCAGACUUAUAUCACCAAAUGAACUUACUGGUAUGUCAGAAAGUGCAAAAAUAGCUUACAUUGACAAUACUUUCAGAGAUGCUUAUAAAUCGCCACUAAACAUUUUGGUUAUUGAUUCACUUGAAACACUUGUUGAUUGGGUACCAAUUGGCCCUAGAUUUUCCAACAAUAUCCUCCAAGUUUUGAAAGUUGCUUUAAAAUAUAAACCGCCAGAAGGUCGUCGUCUCUUAAUUAUGACAACAACUUCUGCGUACUCGGUCUUAAAACAAAUGGAUAUAUUGAGUUGUUUUGAUAAUGAGAUAGCAGUUCCUAACAUGACCAAUUUGGAUGAAUUUAAUAAUGUUAUGAUGGAUACCGGCUUCCUAGAUGAUGCCGAUAGAGUUAGAGUUAUAAAUAAGUUAGCCGAAACAGCCCCACGCAUGAACAUUGGCAUUAAGAAAGCGCUCACGAAUAUUGAAACAGCAAGACAUGAUGAUGAUCCAAUAAAUGAAAUCGUUGAAUUAAUGACACAGGCCGUGUGA
Messenger RNA from Kazachstania africana CBS 2517, 2283 nucleotides. It is a transcript of the gene SEC18, whose product is annotated as AAA family ATPase SEC18. The coding region runs from base 1 to 2283 and encodes 760 amino acids. Lineage: Eukaryota; Fungi; Ascomycota; Saccharomycetes; Saccharomycetales; Saccharomycetaceae. The transcript has a single exon. Gene Ontology annotation, biological process: intra-Golgi vesicle-mediated transport; SNARE complex disassembly; Golgi to plasma membrane protein transport. The record is from RefSeq and is a predicted model, not a curated record. Gene Ontology annotation, cellular component: Golgi stack. Gene Ontology annotation, molecular function: ATP hydrolysis activity; ATP binding.